Suillus fuscotomentosus is the source of this 2877-nucleotide messenger RNA. RefSeq lists its product as uncharacterized. The record is from RefSeq and is a predicted model, not a curated record. Gene Ontology annotation, molecular function: ATP binding; protein serine/threonine kinase activity. NCBI's taxonomy places the organism in Eukaryota, Fungi, Basidiomycota, Agaricomycetes, Boletales, Suillaceae. Gene Ontology annotation, biological process: protein phosphorylation. The coding region runs from base 1 to 2877 and encodes 958 amino acids. The transcript has 11 exons.
AUGUAUGCUGCAGAUGGUCAUCCUGGCACUGUACUUGCUAUCACCUAUAUUGAGCACAAAGAUCCGAGCAAGCCCGGUAAAUGGCUUUGUGAAAAAUGCAGCCGAUACCAGCGCUCCAAGUUCACUACCAAGAAAAUAAGUGAUGCAGUAAUUCCAAAUACCUCGAAGCAUGGUUUCAGCCAGUCUGAAUAUGAUGGUGCUGCAGUUCACAAGCAGACUGCAGAGGCGCAGCGUGGAAAAUCCCAACUUCCUGUUCGUGCAGUGGGGCUUAGUGUAUCAUGUGGGAUGCCUCCACCUGCAUUCAUCCCAGGUCCCGUUCACCCGAGGCGCGCCUCAGCAAAUCAUCAAUUUGUUCCUUUACCCAACUGGCCUGCAGCUCCUGGCCCCUCAGACAUCCGCCGUGCAAAUCCAUUAGGGCCCAACAUAUCUAUUUAUGGCCGGGACACUCAGUUUAUUGUGUACUCAGACCUUCUUCGAACUCUGCCACUCAGGCCUGGUUAUCAAGAUGCACAUAAAAUUUAUGAAGAGAUGCGAGACCGGCUUGCUCGACAGGCCUAUGCUUUGAGUGUUCCCGAAGUGGUAUGUGUCAAGGCAUACCUUGCAGUGAUGAUUCCACGGGCUAAAAAACCAACUCUAAUAUCUUCGAGUCGAUCAGCAAUAUCCCUUACCUGUAUUGGUGCCAAUGACCUUAAAACUUCGGUGUAUCUCACCCUACUUCCCAUGUUCAUCAAGUGGUCCAUGGGUCUUACUUUUACGUUUGAAGAGGCACGUUUGCGUCUUGUUAGUAGUUUCGAGGAGAUUCUUCCCCGUCCAUCUGGAGAAGACAUCAAUGCCAUAGCAUCCCACUUCCUCAAGACCAGGAACACGAAGCAGCAGUUCAACGCUGGCAAGGGGAUCGAACUUCACCUCAUUAUUCCACAUACAAAGUUCCUUGCCGCUGAGCAAAGGCGAAAUGCAUACAUCAACCAGGAUACACCUCGCGCAACAGCAGCAAGUUCAUCUGACAUCCAACAUCUUUCAAGUCCUGCAUUAGUACUAUCUGCGGUGUCCCCAUCAAAAAAUUUGCAAAAUGGCGUCCAAUGUUCGCCUCACCCUGUCAAGCGCAAAUUAUCAUCGCAUCGCACACAGCCUCCUGUCCCAUCCACGCCCCCUCGAAAGCCUCGGACCUUGGAUGCUGCAGUAUCUCCAGAUGUUAGCGCACUUCGCCGUGCACUUCAAGCGCAAGCUAUUCCCAUAUCCCAACCAAACUUACCCUUUCUCACUCUUCGCACGUUCAAGGCACUACUGCGGAUAAUCCCCCCAAUAUCACUCUCUGCUCUGAUUACUGAUCCAACCACUUCUGACAUAGUAACAAAUACUACUGCCCCCCCGAUGCAGGCUACUCUUUUUUUCGAUCCACGAAGCAAACCGAAGUAUGGAGCAUUCAAAGCAGCACAAUUCGGCUUUCUAGACAAAGCUAUCCUUGGACCGUCUGGAUCUGAUUCAACUCGCAUCUGCUUAAAGCAGUGCUACUACCAGACCGACAAAUCCAAGCGGUUUCCUUAUCCCGAUUCUCGGCAACUACAGCUGCUGCAGCCAGAGAUUAGAUGCAGCAUAUGGGCAGGAGCACUCAUGGACCGGGUUCAGCAAUAUAUUGCCACAGAACUAGUGACUCGCAGCACACCUCCCUUCAAGAUUCCAAAUAUCCGCUUCGUGCAUAUUGCUCUUGCCACUAUCGAGGACGCUGGUGUUACAAAAACAUAUCUAAUUGAAGAGUUCAUUGACGAGUCCACGCAAGGGAAAUUCACAAAGUAUAUAUCCAAUGACUCGCCUUCCCCACUGCCACACCUUGAUGCCAAUUCAAGUGAAAUUGCCCAGUACCUGUCAUUUGCACAACACGUCCAAUACAUCAAGACCAAGAAACUUGCUUACGUUGCAGAUUUUCAAGGCUCGUCUUUAUUUUGGAUAUCUACACAUAGCUUAUUCGUUCUCGACAGUGAUCUUUCCGGACACCUGUUCGCAGAUGGCAACUUGGCAUCUGCAUUUUCAUCUUUUGCGGAGAAACAUCAGUGCAACAUGUUUUGCGAAUUUUUCAAAUUGCCAUGGGACUGGUCUCGUCCAAUACCCCCAUUGUUCCAUAAGACACCAGAAGAAGUUGCUGACAGCGAGAGAGACUCAGAGUCUGAUGACGAAAGUGAUGACUUUGGUGAAAAGAGCAUGACACACGGUCGGCAAACUACUUCUUUGAACGACCCCCCCUACUCUCGACUCAGCCCAGAUCUGCUCCAUGUCCUACAGCAGCUAGGACAGCAGGGUAGAGGAGUGCCCAAAGGAAUGGCGUUGAAGCGGCAGGACUGUCUAUGGCGCAAGGAGCAGGGACAAGGACAGGAAGGCCUCCUGCGCGGAAUGACGAGUUGCGUCCUCAGACUGGAGACUGUCUAUGGCGCAAGGAGCAGGGACAAGGACAGGAAGUGUGACCUGACGCUGGUAGAAGCCGGUGGUGUAGGCGUUGGCGCUGGCGAAGUAGUGGGCGCAGUAUGGGCGCGGGUGACGUGGCGCUCGCAAGUGGUGGUGACGCGCUGGGCCGUUCUAUGGCGAGGCAGGCGUUGGCGCUGGCGAAGUAGUGGGCGCAGUAUGGGCGCGGGUGACGUGGCGCUCGCAAGUGGUGGUGACGCGCUGGGCCGUUCUAUGGCGAGGCCCGCAUUCGCUGACGUGUGCUGGGCGUUCGCGCAUAGUACCGGCGAUGGUGGUUCGAAUGGCGAGGGCGCGACAGAAGGUGCCAGUGACGUGGCGUUUGGUGGUUCGCAUGGUGGUGGUGAUGGGUGCCGGCUGAGGACACGCGUUAGCGUGUCUGAUGGCGUCAAGAUGGGUGGCGCGUGUGCUGACGAAAAGGAGUGA